Prorocentrum cordatum is the source of this 1007-nucleotide messenger RNA. The record is from the annotation of a GenBank genome assembly. Lineage: Eukaryota; Dinophyceae; Prorocentrales; Prorocentraceae.
CUCGCCAGGUCGCAAGUAGUAGUUGCUGUGUUGGUGGGGAUCAUCGUUAUCCAAAGUCCCCGCCAAUAGGGUGAUGGAAUUCUGGCCCUGUCCACAACGUGACGUGUGACCGUGAUGUCCUCGGAGGUGUUAGCGCUGGCAGUGAGGCUGCCGAUGGCAGCCGCGGGGAUGGCGAGAGCGACGCUCGGUCGCGCGCCGCGCUGAUGCGUCAGGCGCUUCGGCCCGACCGAGGCAGUUACGGCUCAAGGCUGCGAAGUCUUCUCGAACGGCGUCCCAGCACAGCAAGGAGCCCACGGUAGCUCGGCGGAAAUGGCCCGCUCCUCCUCGCUGCUGAUCUCCUGCGCCGUCGCGGUCGUGGCCGUCGUGUCGGUGGCCUCUCUGGGGCUCAGCUUCGUGGGGACGCCGGCGACGGCGGGCCUGCGGGCCGGCCAGCGCGAGCCCAGCGUGGAGAUGCAGUUCUUCGGCGGGUCGCCGUCGCCGGCACCGUCGCGUCCGUCGUCGGCGGGAGGAGACUGGCGCGCCAAGGCCCGGGCUGACCUCUAUGAGCAGAGCGGAAAUUACGUGGUCUCGUUCUCCAUCGUGUUCCUCUGCUUGUGCGUGCUGAGCGGCAACACUGGGCCCGGGUACUUCGGCAACUUCUUCGACUACAAGCUGUAGGCGGCCUGCGUCGCCGGCGGGCCUGCCGGCCGAGCGCCCGCUGCCGGCGGGGCGCGGGGUGGCAGCAGUCGGAGGCGAGUCUUCGGCGGCUGCAGCAGGGGCGGCCACGAUUCACUGCCGCCGGAGUGUCUUUUGACGUUUUUGUUGCAGCCGUGGGCGGGCUGGGCCGACGUGGCCGCCCGCCCGCCCCAGCUGCGCGCCUUGAGUUUUUCCGAGCUCGGGCGGACGCUCCCCGGGUGCGGCGAGCGUCUCGACGGCCUUCGCGCUCCGCGAGGCCGUGAUUCUGACGAUGCAGCGCCCCACUCGACGUCGCGACGUUGUCCUCCUCCUCCUCCUCCUCCUCCUCCUCC